AUGACCAGCAUGCUCCACAUGAAGAACAGCGCCCAUCGGAGGGUUGGCUGCUCGCGGCCCCGUCCCCGAUUAUCAUGGAGCCACAUACAUCCCAUUGGCUGGAAGGACAUGAAUGUCGCGAGGAGAGCACCGAUCAAGGACACGAGAUCACUGAAGAUGGGGAUUCCACUGGCGAUGAGGUAUGAGGAGACCGUGACAGCCAAAGUGCAGCUGAGCCAGGUGGCCCAGGGGGUGAAUGUGUUGGCGGUUAGAGGGCUGGAGCCUCGGAGGAUGCGAACGAACAGCGGCGAGCGUCUCUGGGCGAAGGAGGGCUUCGCGCCCGCCCACGGCAACUACCAGGACAUGAUGACCAGCCCGGACGUCAACACAUUGUUCUACGAGUUCUGGUGCGACAAGACCCGCGCUCGACUGACGUGCAGCCUGGAGCUCGUGGAGCAGCUCGCGCCCACGCACCCGCCCUUCGCCUUCGGUACGAAACGCCCCUCCCUCGAACAACACUUCUAUAAGGUCUUCAACCAGGACAACGUCACCCUCUUCCCCUUGAAGCAGAACCCAAUCGCAAGGGUAACAGCUACAGGGAUCCAACUCGCCGACGGCACGACCAUCGCCCUCGAUGCUCUGAUCCUGGCCACGGGCUUCGACGCCGUCACCGGCAGCUUCACCCAGCUCAACAUCACUGGUACCAACCAGAACCUAGACCUGGCGGCGGAGUGGCGCGUCCGCACGCGCACGCAUCUCGGCAUGGUGACGGCCGGCUUCCCCAAUCUCUUUUUCCAGUACGGGCCGCAGAGUCCCACCGCAUUUGCGAACGGGCCCCUGAUCUCGGAGAUCCAGGUGGAGUGGAUUUUGGCCACGAUGGUGUAUAUGCGGGAGCGUGGGUAUGCGACGGUCGAUGUGAAGCCGGAGAUGGAGGAGCGGUGGGGCAAGGUCACGGAGGAGGCGUGUGCGCGUACCCUCAUGGGGAGUAAUGAGACGACGUGGUAUAUGGGGGGCAAUGUGUCGGGAAAGAAGCGGGAGGCGUCGGGGUAUAUGGGGGGGGGUUGCCGAAGUAUCAGGAGGAUUUGAGGGAGUG
Aspergillus aculeatus ATCC 16872 is the source of this 1072-nucleotide messenger RNA. RefSeq lists its product as uncharacterized. Lineage: Eukaryota; Fungi; Ascomycota; Eurotiomycetes; Eurotiales; Aspergillaceae. The coding region runs from base 1 to 1065 and encodes 354 amino acids. The record is from RefSeq and is a predicted model, not a curated record. The transcript has 2 exons.